AUGGAUCUGAUAGGCCCGCUUCCCGUCGGGAAGUGCCAAUUCAAGUGGGUCAUUGUGUGCAUCAAUUAUCAUUCCAAAUGGAUCGAGGCCACGCCCCUGACCGCCAUCACAACCGAGAAGGUCCAAAACUUCCUGCAACGCAGCAUCUUCUACCGCCACGGUAUGCCAGAGUCUAUCAUCACAGAUAACGGCACACAAUUCAAUAACGACCACCUCAUCACAUGGUGCAGGGCAAGAGGGACUAAGCUCAAAUUCGCGUCUGUGGCACACCCCAAAACUAACAGGCAGGUAGAAGCCGCCAACAAGUUGAUCAAAUGCCUCCUUAAGAAAAAACAGGAUGAAGCCAAAGGACUUUGGCCCGAAAAACUCGACGAAAUACUAUGGGAAAUCCGUACCACACCAACAGAAGCCACGGGCGAAACUCCUUUCUGCCUAAUGUACGGCACGGAAGCAGUCCUUCCCAUCGAAGUAAUCCAGCCAACACAACGGGUUUUGCUGUUCGACCCCGACACCAAUUUCGAAAAUACGCAAAUUGAUAAAGAUCUCUUGGAAGAGAAGCGCAUCGUAGCGCACCGUCACAACAUUCUGAACAAACAGCGCAUGGCACGCUUCUAUAACUCCAGAGUCAAGAGCAGGACACUUCAACUAGGCGACUGA
This is a messenger RNA of Argentina anserina (silverweed cinquefoil), 657 nucleotides long. RefSeq lists its product as uncharacterized. Gene Ontology annotation, biological process: DNA integration. Gene Ontology annotation, molecular function: nucleic acid binding. NCBI's taxonomy places the organism in Eukaryota, Viridiplantae, Streptophyta, Magnoliopsida, Rosales, Rosaceae. Bases 1 to 657 code for a protein of 218 amino acids. The transcript has a single exon. The record is from RefSeq and is a predicted model, not a curated record.